AUGCAGUCAAACACAGGUAGCGAAGUCUGGGACUCUCGAUUCGCUGAUACGUCAGAUGAAAAUGACGCGUGGACGCCAUCGUCUGUUUCGACCGGCAACCUGGAAACAGACAACAUCUUGCAAGACGUUAUGAUGCUAGUACGAAAUGAGUUACCCUACGUUCAGCGCGAGUUCCUCAAGUUUGACAGUCGCCUGGGCGCUGGCACUAGCUUUGAGGUCAAUAAAGAGCUGUUUGGUUUGACAGGCGAGUCGCCUUAUUUCGUUGCUGUCAAACGACUCGUCAUGGACAGCGUAACUGGAGGCACCAAACAGACUGCCGAGCAACUAAAACAGUCCUCAAAGCGCCUCAUAAAUGUCAAACGAGAAGUCCGGGUCCUCACUCACCCUAAGCUGCGAUCGCACAGCUGUCUCAUCUCAGCCAUCGCCUGGGGCUGGGACCAAGAUCUCACCUUGGGCAACCGGCCCUAUCUGGUCAUGCCUUACUCGCCGCAUGGAACCCUGUCCAUAUUCGCCCAGAAAAGGAGCCUCAACCUGAUAGACAGGCGUUUGUUGGCCCUCGACGUUGCCUUGGGUAUCCGUGCGCUACACGACUGUGACAUUGUGCAUGGAGAUGUCAAACCUGACAACGUCCUGGUCUAUGGGUAUCUUACCCGCGAUCAAGACCAUGAACGCCACUAUCUGGCCAAGCUAGCCGAUUUUGGGUGUACUCUUUUCAAACAUGACUUCGAACAACAGCACGAAUACUAUCUCGGAACACCCAAAUACAACGCUCCUGAAAUUUGUGGCUGGACUAAAAGGACUGACGAUGAGAUUCAUAGAGACGAGAAUUCGAAGUUUGCGGGAUAUAAAGCCGCUGAUUGCUAUUCCUUUGGCCUUCUUCUCUGGGAAACAAUUAAGCACGCAAAGUCAUUCAUCGAAUCCGACUGGCUCAACCCUGGCGAGAACGCAAUGAGCUUCCUUGAACGGGCAUUUUAUACCCGGGACAAUGCUAUCUUAGAACUCGCUCUUGAAUUCCUUCGGUCGCAAGAAAAUGCUCCCGUGGCACUUGGAGGGAAAAACUCCCAGUCAGCUGCCGGGCCAUAUCCAUAUCCCUCAAAUCCCACCACGGCCGAGCUCAACGGAUAUUUUGGUAAAUGGACCCAUCUUCGAGACGGCCUGGAUGCUAUCGGUGCACCACCAGACUCCCAGUCCUUCCAGGCCUUUGACGCAACAAUGUCUUUGUGUUUACAAGAUAGUAUCACGCGAAGAGGUAAUAUACAACAAAUCUUCGAGGCACUUUCUGAAGGAAUUGAUGGUGAAAUCCCUGAAGGUGGUAAAACGGAGAGAUUGCACCCUGUAGAAAUCAAAAUCAACGGGGAAAGUCCUUAUAUCGGGGAUCGAUAUGAGAAGGUGCUGGCACCUACCAUGGAGAUGAGUCCAAUUACGAGAGCCGUAUUUCUGGACAAGGGAGCGCAUACCUGUAGCAGUGACAAGAAUCUACGAGUUGUCCCCAGAGAGGAGCCAGCUGAUCCGUCUCUACAAGUCACCAGGGUCACGGCACAAAAGCGAUGUGAGACCCUGGUUCUGACGCCUCAGGCGUAUCGAUAUAAGUCUGAAGACAUGUUUAUGGUCAGUAUGGAGGAUUGA
Messenger RNA from Fusarium graminearum PH-1, 1626 nucleotides. RefSeq lists its product as uncharacterized. The record is from RefSeq and is a predicted model, not a curated record. Gene Ontology annotation, molecular function: protein kinase activity; ATP binding. The coding region runs from base 1 to 1626 and encodes 541 amino acids. The transcript is spliced from 2 exons. Gene Ontology annotation, biological process: protein phosphorylation. NCBI's taxonomy places the organism in Eukaryota, Fungi, Ascomycota, Sordariomycetes, Hypocreales, Nectriaceae.